Messenger RNA from Microbotryum saponariae, 826 nucleotides. Lineage: Eukaryota; Fungi; Basidiomycota; Microbotryomycetes; Microbotryales; Microbotryaceae. The record is from the annotation of a GenBank genome assembly.
AUGCUCAUGCUCAAGUCGCUCUCGGUGCUCAUCGUGGCUGCCUCGGCUGCGCACGCCCUCCAGUCCCCGGCGUACGUUGCCUCCUAUCGGUGACGUGCACCGCUUACCCCCGCCCUACUACCGUGACUGACCCACUCAUCUAUACGUACCAUUGUAUGCUUCCUUACACGUCCCAGUUCGGCCUCCAACCUCGGCGAACGCGGUCUUACGGACGGAAUUACCAAACCCAUUACGGACAUCGUCAGCAACGCUCCCCUCCUCGGCGGUCUCUUCGGCGGCGGCGUCAAAUCUCCCACGGACAAGGUCAAGCGAGGGCUCGACAACGUCGUUCCCGUUUCCAACUCUGCCAUUCCCGUUGAGAGCCUCUCGGACACUGAGUCUGCACUCAACGACGUCACACUCGAUCACAACGCCGCCACACCUGACACCGGUGCUUCUGGACUUCCCGGUGUUGGUGGUGUCUUUCCGGACGCCGGACUCGAGUCUCUUAUUUCCGGUCUUCACAAGCGUCAAAAACAGACCCACGCAGACUUGAACGUCGAUUUCGACGCUGAGCUUGACCUGGUCCGCCGCAACCAUGGCAAAGCUUCCGGGAUCAAGUCUAAGGUCAACGACGCCAAACCCGCCAAACCCGCGACCUUUGUCAAGAAGAGCAAGUAAGUCUCUUUACUCUCUUCACCAUUAUUCCUCGGCUACGAAUUCACUUUUAUUGAUGACUGGGUCUUUCCAUGAGUCUAGGAAGCACCCCAAGAUGGCCGACAAGGAGCAUCACAAGAAGCACGACAAGGAGCACAAGGAGCACAAGAAGCACCACCCCGUCGCUUGA